AUGUCUACAGUCACUUCAAUUGAUACCACCCCUACUACAUCAACAGUCACAAAUGAUGCCCUCACUCGCUCUACUACAUUGAUAUCGAAAUUACAUUCAAGUGAUGCCACUAAUACCUCAACAGUCACUUCAAAUGAUGCCAGCAGUCCCUCAACUAUGUCGACAGUCACUUCAAGUGAUAACAAAACUCCCUCAACAGUCACUUCAAGUGAUGCCACUACUCCCUCGACUAUGUUGACAGUCACUUCAAGUGAUGCCACCACUCCCUCAACAGUCACUUCAAGUGAUCCCUCAACUCCCACCAACACAUCGACAUUGACAGUCUCUUCAAAGGACGCCACCACUCUUUCAACAGUCACUUCAAGUGAUGCUACAUCAACACAUACUUCAAGUAGUGCCACCACUCCCUCACCCAAAUCAACAGUGUCUUCAAGUGAUUCCACCAAUCCCUCAACUACGUCAACAGUCACAAGUGAUGCCAUCACUCAUUCUACUAAAUCGACAUUGACAGUCCUUUCAAGUGAUGCCAUCACUCCCUCAACAGUCACUUCAAGUAAUGCCACCACUACGACAUUAACAGUCACUUCAAGUGAUAGUACAUCAACACCCACUUCAAUUGAUGCCACCACUCCCUCGACAGCAUCCCCAGUCAUUCAAAGUAAUACCAUUACUCCCUCAACUACACCGACAUUCACUUCAAGUCAUACCACCACCACCACUACAUCGACAGUAACAUCAACUGUGGCCACCAUUCCCUCAAAUACAUCGACAGUCAGUUCAAGCGAUGCCACCACUCCCUCAACUACAUCAACAGUCACUUCAAGGGAUGCCAACACUCCCUUAACAGUCUCUUCAUGUGAUGUCACUACUCCCUCAACGACAUCAAUAGUCACUUCAAGUGAUGCCACCACUACUCCAUCAACAACAGCAGUCACUUCAAGCGAUGCCACCGCUCCUUCAACAUUCACUUCAAGUGAUGCCACCACUGCUACACCAACAGUAGCUUCAACUGCAGCCACCAUUCCCUCAACUACAUCGACAGUCACUUCAGAUGAUACUACAUCAACACCCACUUCAAGUGAUGCCACCACUCCCUCAACUGCAUCGACAUCAACGUCAAAUGAUGCCACAACUACAACACUGACAUUAACAGUCAUUUCAAGUGAUUCCACCACUCCCUCAUCUACAUCAAUAGUCACUUCUCGUGAUGCCACAGCUACUACAUCAACAUCAGCAUUCACUUCAAGUGAUGUCACCUCUCCCUCAACAUCAAUAUUCACUUCAAGUGAUGCCACCUCUCACUCAACUACAUUGACAGUCACUUCAGAUGAUACCACAUCAACACCCACUUCAAGUAAUGCCACCACUCCCUCAAGUACAUCGACAGUCAGUUCCAGUUUUAACACCACUCUGUCAACAGUCACUUCAGGUGAUGCCACAGCUACUACAUCAGCAUUCACUUCAAGUGAUGCCACCCCUCCCUCGACAUCAAAAUUCACUUCAAGUGAUGCCACCUCACACUCAACUACAUUGACAAUCACUUCAGAUGAUACCACAUCAACACCCACUUCAAGUGAUGCCAUCACUCCCUCAACAGUCACUUCAAGUAAUGCCACCACUAUGACAUUAACAGUCACUUCAAGUGAUAGUACAUCAACACCCACUUCAAUUGAUGCCACCUCUCCCUCGACAUCAACAGUCACUUUAAUCUCUUCAAGUGAUGCCACCAAUCCCUCAACUGCAUCAACAUCAACUUCAAAUGAUGCCACCACUCCCUCAUCUACAUCAGCAGUCACUUCAAGCAAUAACACUGUUCCUUCAACAUUCACUUCAAGUGGUACCACCGCUACUACAUCAACAUCAGCAUUCAGUUCAAGUGAUGCCAUCUCUCCCUCGACAUCAACAGUCACUUCAAGUGAUGGCAGCACUCCCUCAACAGUCUCUUCAAGUGAUGCCACCACUACUACAUCAACAUCAGCAGUCUCUUCAAGUGAUGCCACCUCUCACUCGACAUCAAUCUUCACUUCAAGUGGUGCCACCGCUACCACAUCAACAUCAGCAUUCACUUCAAGUGAUGCCACCACUCCCUCAACAUCAAUAUUCACUUCAAGUGAUGCCACCAAUCCCUCAACUGCAACGACAUCAACUUCAAAUGAUUCCAACACUACUACAUCAACAUUAACAGUCAUUUCAAGCGAUUCCACCACUCCCUCAAAAGCCACUUCAAGUGAUGCCACCACUCCCUCAACUACAUCAAUAGUCACUUCAAGUGAUGCCAUCACUACUACAUCAACAUCAGCAGUAACUUCAAGCGAUAACACUGUUCCGUCAACAUUCACUUCAAGUGGUGCCAAAGCUACUACAUCAACUUCAGCAUUCACUUCAAGUGAUGCCACCUCUCCCUCGACAUCAACAGUCACUUUAAGUGAUGCCACCUCUCCCUCAACUACAUUGACUUUCACUUCAAGUGUUACCACCACUACCACACCGACAUUAACAGUCAUUUCAAGCAAUUCCACCACUCCCUCAAAAGCCACUUCAAGUGAUGCCACCACUCCCUCAUCUACAUCAAUAGUCACUUCAAGUGAUGCCACAGCUACUAUAUCAACAUCAGCAGUCACUUCAAGCGAUAUCAGUGUUCCUUCAACAUUUACUUCAAGUGGUGCCACCGCUACUACAUCAGCAUUCAGUUCAAGUGAUGCCAUCUCUCCCUCGACAUCAACAGUCACUUUAAGUGAUGGCACCACUCCCUCAAAAGCCACUUCAAGUGAUGCCACCACUCCCUCAUCUACUUCAAUAGUCACUUCAAGUGAUGCCACCGCUACUACAUCAACAUCAGCAGUCUCUUCAAGUGAUGCCACCAAUCCCUUAACUGCAUUGACAUCAACUUCAAAUGAUGCCACCUUUCCCUCGACAUCAAUAUUCACUUCAAUUGAUGCCACCUCUCCUUCUACAUUCACUUCAAGCAAUCCCACCACUCCCUCAACAGUCACUUCAAGUGAUGCCACCUCUCACUCAACAACAUCGAUAGUCACUUCAGACGAUACUACAUCAACAACCACUUCAAAUGUUGCCACCACUGCCUCAACAGUCACUUCAAGUGAUGCCAUCACUCCCUCAACUACACUGAUAGUAACUUCAGAAAAUGCCACAUGGACACCCACUUCAGGUGAUGCAACCUCUUCCUCAACUACAUCAACAUUCACUUCAAGUGGUGCCACCACUCCCUCAACAGUAGCUUCAAGUGAUGCCACCGCUACUGCAUCAACAUCAGCAGUCUCUUCAAGUGAUGCCACCACUCCUUCUACAGUCACUUCAAGCAAUCCCACCACUCCCACAACAGUCACUUCAAGUGUUGCCACCUCUCCCUCGACAUCAAUCUUCACUUCAAGUGAUGCCACCACUCCUUCUACAUUCACUUCAAGCAAUCCCACCACUCCCUCAACAGUCACUUCAAGUGAUGCCACCUCUCCCUUGACAUCAAUCUUCACUUCAAGUGAUGCCAACUCUCACUCAACUACAUCGAUAGUCACUUCAGACGAUACUACAUCAACAACCACUUCAAAUGUUGCCACCACUGCCUCGACAGUCACUUCAAGUGAUGCCAUCACUCCCUCAAAUACACUGAUAGUAACUUCAGAAAAUGCCACAUGGACACCCACUUCAGGUGAUGCAACCUCUUCCUCAACUUCAUCAACAUUCACUUCAAGUGGUGCCACCACUCCCUCAACAGUCACUUUAAUUGAUGCCACCUCUCCCUCAACAACAUUGACUUUCACUUCAAGUGUUACCACCACUACUACACCGACAGAAAUAUUAACUGUGGCCACAAUUCCUUCAACGACAUUGACAGUCACUUCAAGUGAUGACACCACUGCUUCAACAGUGACUCCAAGUGAUGCCACCAAUCUCUCAACUACAUCAACAUCAAUAUCAAGAGAUGCCACCACUGCCUCAUCGACAUUAACAGUCACUUCAAAUCAUAACACCACUAUUACAUCAACAGUCACUUCAAGCCAUGCCACCGCUCCUUCAAAAUUAGCUUCAAGUCAUGCCACCGCUACAACUUCAAUUUCAGUAGUCUGUUCAAGUGAUGUAACCACUCCCUCAACAGUCACUCCAAGUGAUGCCACCAAUCCCUCAACUGCAUCGACAUCAACUUCAAGAGAUGCCACCACUACUACAUCGACAUUAACAGUCAUUUCAAGCGAUUCCACCACUAGCAGCACUCCCUCAACAGUCUCUUCAAGUGAUGCCACCGCUACUACAUCAACAUCAGCAGUCUCUUCAAGUGAUGCCACCACUCCCUCAACUGAAUCGACAUCAACUUCAAAUGAUGCCACCACUCCCUCAUCUACAUCAGCAGUGACUUCAAGCGAUAACACUGUUCCUGGUGCCACCGCUACUACAUCAGCAUUCAGUUCAAGUGAUGCCAUCUCUCCCUCGACAUCAACAGUCUCUUCAAGUGAUGCCACCGCUACUAUAUCAACAUCUGCAGUCUCUUCAAGUGAUGCCACCAAUCCCUCAACUGCAUCAGCAGUCACUUCAACAUUCACUUCAAGUGAUGCCACCACUCCCUCAACAUCAAUAUUCACUUCAAGUGAUGCCACCAAUCCCUCAACUGCAACGACAUCAACUUCAAAUGAUUCCAACACUACUACAUCAACAUUAACAGUCAUUUCAAGCGAUUCCACCACUCCCUCAAAAGCCACUUCAAGUGAUGCCACCACUCCCUCAACUACAUCAAUAGUCACUUCAAGUGAUGCCAUCACUACUACAUCAACAUCAACAGUCACUUUAAGUGAUGCCACCUCUCCCUCAACUACAUUGACUUUCACUUCAAGUGUUACCACCACUACUACACCGACAUUAACAGUCAUUUCAAGCAAUUCCACCACUCCCUCAAAAGCCACUUCAAUCACUUCGGACGAUACUACAUCAACACCCACUUCAAGUGAUGCCACCACAACCUCAACAGUUGCUUCAAGUGAUGCCUCCGCUACUACAUCAACUUCAGCAGUCUCUUCAAGUGAUGCCACCACUCCCUCAACAGUCCCUUCGAGUGUUGCCUCCUCUCCCUCGACAUCAAUCUUCACUUCAAGUGAUGCCACCACUCCUACAUUCACUUCAAGCAAUCCCAACACUCCCUCAACAGUCAUUUCAAGUGAUGCCACCUUUCCCUCGACAUCAAUCUUCACUUCAAGUGAUGUCAACUCUCACUCAACUACAUCGAUAGUCACUUCAGACGAUACUACAUCAACAACCACUUCAAAUGUUGCCACCACUGCCUCAACAGUCUCUUCAAGUGAUGACACCACUCCCUCAACAUUAAUAUUCACUUCAAAUAAUGCCACCUCUCACUCAACUACAUCGACAGUCACUUCGGACGAUACUACAUCAACACCCACUUCAAGUGAUGCCACCACACCCUCAAGUACAUUGACAGUCAGUUCAAGUAUUGCCACCACUCUGUCAACAGUCACUUCAAGAGAUGCCACCUCUUUCUCAACUACAUCAACGGUCACUUCAGGUGAUGUCACCACUACUACACCAAGAGUAAUUUCAAAUGCUGCCAUCAUUUCCUCAACUACAUCAACACCCACUUCAAGUGAUGCCACCACUCCCACGACAUUAAUAUUCACUUCAAAAAAUGCCACCUCUCACUCAACUACAUCGACAGUCACUUCGGACGAUAUUACAUCAACACCCACUUCAAGUGAUGCCACCACUCCCUUAAGUACAUCAACAGUCAGUUCCAGUUUUGCCACCACUCUGUCAACAGUCACGUCAGGUGAUGCCACCUCUUCCUCAAAUACAUCAACUUUAACUUCAAGUGAUACCACCACUACUACACCGACAGUAACAUUAACUGUGGACAGAAUUCCCUCAACUACGUCGACAGUCAGGUCAAGUGAUGCCACCACUCCCUCAUCGACAUCAAUUGUCACUUCAAGUGAUGCCACAGCUACUACAUCAACAUCAGCAGUCACUUCAAGCGAUAUAACUCUAUCUUCAACAUUUACUUCAAGUGGUGCCACCGCUACUACAUCAGCAUUCAGUUCAAGUGAUGCCAUCUCUCCCUCGACAUCAACAGUCUCUUCAAUCACUUCGGACGAUAUUACAUCAACACCCACUUCAAAUGAUGCCACCACUCCCUUAAGUACAUCAACAGUCAGUUCCAGUUUUGGCACCACUCUGUCAACAGUCACUUCAGGUGAUUCCACCUCUUCCUCAAAUACAUCAACUUUAUCUUCAAGUUAUACCACCACUACUACACCGACAGUAACAUUAACUGUGGACAGAAUUCCCUCAACUACGUCGACAGUCAGGUCAAGUGAUGCCACCACUCCCUCAUCGACAUCAAUUGUCACUUCAAGUGAUGCCACAGCUACUGCAUCAACAUCAGCAGUCACUUCAAGCGAUAACACUGUUCCUUCAACAUUUACUUCAAGUGGUGCCACCGCUACUACAUCAGCAUCAGCAUUCAGUUCAAGUGAUGCCAUCUCUCCCUCGACAUCAACAGUCUCUUCAAGUGAUGCCACCGCUACUAUAUCAACAUCAGCAGUCUCUUCAAGUGAUGCCACCAAUCCCUCAACUGCAUCAACAUCAACUUCAAAUGAUGCCACCACUCCCUCAUCUACAUCAGCAGUCACUUCAAGCAAUAACACUGUUCCUUCAACAUUCACUUCAAGUGGUGCCACCGCUACUACAUCAGCAUCAGCAGUCUCUUCAAGUGAUGCCACCACUCCCUCAACUGAAUCGACAUCAACUUCAAAUGAUGCCACCACUCCCUCAUAUACAUCAGCAGUUACUUCAAGCGAUAACACUGUUCCGUCAACUACAUCAACACCCACUUCAAGUGAUGCCACCACUCCCUCAAGUACAUCAACAGUCAGUUCCAGUUUUGCCACCACUCUGUCAACAGUCACUUCAGGUGAUGCCACCUCUUCCUCAACUACAUCAACUUUAACUUCAAGUGAUACCACCACUAAUACACCGACAGUAACAUUAACUGUGGACAGAAUUCCCUCAACUACGUUGACAGUCAGGUCAAGUGAUGCCACCACUGCCUCAACUGUCACUUCAAGUGAUGCAACCUCUUCCUCAACUACAUCAACAUUCACUUCAAGUGGUGCCACCACACACUCAACAGUAGCUUCAAGUGAUGCCACCGCUACUGCAUCAACAUCAGCAGUCUCUUCAAGUGAUACCACCACUCCUUCUACAGUCACUUCAAGCAAUCCCACCACUACCUCAACAGUCACUUCGAGUGUUGCCACCUCUCCCUCGACAUCAAUCUUCACUUCAAGUGAUGCCACCACUCCUUCUACAUUCACUUCAAGCAAUCCCACCACUCCCUCAACAGUCACUUCAAGUGAUGUCAUCACUCCCUCAACAGUCAAUUCAAGUGAUGCCACCUCUCCCUCGACAUCAAUCUUCACUUCAAGUGAUGCCACUUCUCACUCAACUACAACGACAGUCACUUCGGACGAUAUUACAUCAACACCCGCUUCAAGUGAUUCCACCACUCCCUUAAGUACAUCAACAGUCAGUUCCAGUUUUGCCACCACUCUGUCAACAGUCACUUCAGGUGAUGCCACCUCUUCCUCAACUACAUCAACUUUAACUUCAAGUGAUACCACCACUACUACACCGACAGUAACAUUAACUGUGGACAGAAUUCCCUCAACUUUGUCGACAGUCAGGUCAAGUGAUGCCACCACUCCCUCAUCGACAUCAACUGUCACUUCAAGUGAUGCCACAGCUACUACAUCAACAUCAGCAGUCACUUCAAGCGAUAUAACUCUUCCUUCAACAUUUACUUCAAGUCAUUCCACCACUCCCUCAUCUACAUCAAUAGUCACUUCAAGUGAUGCCACCACUACUACAUCAACAUCAGCAGUCACUUCAAGCAAUAACACUGUUCCUUCCACAUUCACUUCAAGUGGUGCCACCGCUACCCCAUCAACAUCAGCAUUCACUUCAAGUGAUGCCACCACUCCCUCAACAUCAAUAUUCACUUCAAGUGAUGCCACCAAUACAUUGACAGUCUCUACAAGUGAUACCUCCACUCCUUUGACUUCAACAGUCACUUCAAGUGAUGCUACCACUACAUCGACAGUCCCUUCAUUUGAUCCCACCACUACCUUGACAUUAACAGUCACUUCAAGAAAUGCCACCAAUACAUCGACAGUCACUUCAAGUGAUGCUACCACUACAUUGACAGUCUCUUCAAAUGAUGCCACCACUCCCUCAACAUCUACAGUCACUUCAAGUGAUGCCACCACUACAUCAACAGUCACUUCAAGUGAUGCUACCACUACAUCAACAGUCCCUUCACGUGAUGCCACCACUCCCUCGACAUUAACAGUCACUUCAAGUGAUACCACCAAUACAUCGACAGUCUCUACAAGUGAUGCCACCACUCCUUCAACUACAUCUACAGUCAUGCCAAGUAAUGCCACCUCUACGUCAACAUCAACAGUCACUUCAAGUGAUACUUCCGCUACAUUGACAGUUACUUCAAGGGAUGCCACCUUUUACUGGACAUCAAGUGAUACCACCGCUUCCUCAACUACAUCAACAGUCACUUCAAGUGAUGCUACCACUACAUCAACAGUCCCUUCAAGUGAUCCCACCACUACCUCGACAUUAACAGUCACUUCAAGUCAUGCCACGUCUCCCUCGACAUCAACAGUCACUUCAAGUGAUGCCACCAAUACAUCGACAGUCUCUACAAGUGAUGCCUCCACUCCCUCGACUUCAACAGUCACUUCAAGUGAUGCCACCACUACAUCGACAGUAUCUUCAAAUGAUACCAACUCUCCCUCGACUUCAACAGUCACUUCAAGUGAUGCCACCAAGACAUCAACAGUCACCUCAAGUGAUGCUACCACUACAUCGACAGUCCCUUCAAGUGAUCCCACCACUCCCUCGACAUUAACAGUAACUUCAAGUAAUGUCACGUCUCCCUCGACAUCAACAGUCACUUUAAGUGAUACUACCACUACAGCAACAGUCAGUUCAAGUGAUACUACCAAUACAUUGACAGUCUCUACAAGUGAUGGCUCCACUCCCUCGACUUCAACAGUCACUUCAAGUGAUGCCACCACUACAUCGACAGUAUCUUCAAAUGAUACCAACUCUCCCUCAACUUCAACAGUCACUUCAAGUGAUCCUACCACUACAUCGACUGUCCCUUCAAGUGAUAUCACCACUCCCUCGACAUUAACAGUCACUUCAAGUAAUGCCACGUCUCCCUCGACAUCAACAGUCACUUCAAGUGAUGCCACCACUACAUCGACAGUAUCUUCAAGUGAUACCACCUCUCCCUCGACUUCAACAGUCACUUCAAGUGAUGCCAACAUGACAUCAACAGUCUCUACAAGUGAUGCCUCCACUCCUUCGACUUCAACAGUCACUUCAAGUGAUGCCACCACUACAUCAACAGUCACUUCAAGUGAUGCUACCACUACAUCAACAGUCCCUUCAAUUGAUCCCACCACUACCUCAACAUUAACAGUCACUACAUGUAAUGCCACGUCUCCCUCAACAUCAACAGUCACUUCAAGAAAUGCCACCAAUACAUCGACAGUCUCUACAAGUGAUGCCUCCAACCCUUCGACAUCAACAGUCACUUCAAGUGAUGACACCAAUACAUCAACAGUCACUUCAAGUGAUAGCACCACACCCUCAACAUCAAGAGUCACUUCAAGAAAUGCCACGUCUCCCUCGACAUCAACAGUCACUUCAAGUGAUACUACCACUACAGCAACAGUCAGUUCAAGUGAUGCUACCACUACAUCGUCAGUAUCUUCAAGUGAUGCCACCUCUCCCUCGACAUUAACAUUCACUUCAAGUGAUGCCACCUCUCCUUUGACAUCAACAGUCACUUCAAGUGAUCCCACCGCUUCCUCGCCUACAUCAAUUGUCUCUUCAAGUGAUGCCACCUCUCCCUUGACAUCAACAGUAUUUUCAAGUGAUGCCACCACUCCCUCGACAUUAAAAGUCACUUCAAGUAAUGCCACGUCUUCCUCGACAUCAACAGUCACUUCAAGUGAUGCCACCAACACAUUGACAGUCUCUACAAGUGAUGCCUCCACUCCUUCGACUUCAACAGUCACUUCAAGGUAUGCUACCACUACAUCGACAGUCCCUUCAAGUGAUCCCACCACUUCCUCGACAUUAAUAGUCACUUCAAGAAAUGCCACCUCUCCCUCGACAUCAACAGUCACUUCAAGUGAUGCCACCACUACAUCGACAGUAUCUUCAAGUGAUACCACCUCUCCCUCGACUUCAACAGUCACUUCAAGUGAUGCCAACACGACAUCAACAGUCUCUACAAGUGAUGCCUCCACUCCUUCGACUUCAACAGUCACUUCAAGUGAUGCCACCACUACAUCGACAGUAUCUUCAAGUGAUACCACCUCUCCCUCGACUUCAACAGACACUUCAAGUGAUGCCAACACGACAUCAACAGUCACUUCAAGUGAUGCCACCACUACAUCAACAGUCACUUCAAGUGAUGCUACCACUACAUCAACAGUCCCUUCAAGUGAUCCCACCACUACCUCAACAUUAACAGUCACUACAUGUAAUGCCACGUCUCCCUCAACAUCAACAGUCACUUCAAGAAAUGCCACCAAUACAUCGACAGUCUCUACAAGUGAUGCCUCCACUCCUUCGACUUCAACAGUCACUUCAAGGUAUGCUACCACUACAUCGACAGUCCCUUCAAGUGAUCCCACCACUUCAAGAAAUGCCACCUCUCCCCCGACAUCAACAGUCACUUCAAGUGAUGCCACCAAUACAUCAACAGUCACUUCAAGUGAUGCUACCACUACAUUGACAGUCACAUCAAGUGAUGCUACCACUACAUCGACAGUCCCUUCAAUUGAUCCCACCACUACCUCGGCAUUAACAGUCACUUCAAGAAAUGCCACUAAUACAUCGACAGUCUCUAUAAGUGAUGCCUCCACUCCUUCGACAUCAACAGUCACUUCAAGUGAUGCCACCAACACAUCAACAGUUACUUCAAGUGAUGCUACCACUACAUUGACAGUCACUUCAAGUGAUCCCACCACUACCUCGACAUUAACAGUCACUUCAAGAAAUGCCACCUCUCCCUCGACAUCAACAGUCACUUCAAGUGAUGCCACCAAUACAUUGACAGUCACUUCAAGUGAUGCUACCACUCCCUCAAUAUCAACAGUCACUCCAAGUAAUGCCAUCUCUCAGUCAACAUCAACAGUCUCUUCAAGUAAUGCCACCUCUCCCUCUACAUCAACAGUCAGUUCAAGUGAUACUACCACGACAGCAACAGUCAGUUCAAGUGAUACUACCACUACAUCGACAGUAUCUUCAAGUGAUACCACCUCUCCCUCGACUUCAACAGUCACUUCAAGUGAUGCCACCACUACAUUGACAGUCCCUUCAAGUGAUGCCACCAUUACCUCAACGUUAACAGUCACUUCAAGAAAUGCCACCUCUCCUUCGACCUCAACAGUCACUUCAAGUGAUGCCACCACUCCCUCGACACUAACAGUUACUUCAAGUGAUGCCACCUCUCCCUCGACAUCAACAGUCACCUCAAGUGAUUCCACCACUACAUCAACAGUCCCUUCAAAUGAUGCUACCACUACAUCAACAGUCACUUCAAGUGAUCCCACAACUCCCACUUCUCCAUCAACAGCCACAAGUGAGGUCACCACUCUAAGACUAAUAAUGUCAUCAACAAGUGGUACUACUACAGUGUUAACAGGUACAGAUACCUCAGCAGUUGUAGCAGUAUCUACACCGUCCACCCCUUCACUAGGACUAACAUCCAGAGACACUACUUUGGUGACAACAAUCAAAACCACUGUUGCAGAAUGUAUGUCAGAUGCUCUGUUGAAUGUCAUCAGGCUGGAGGAUGUCACCAGUAAGUUAAUCAGUGUGAGUUGGACUGGUAUUAACCUGGACCAGCAGAUACAGUACAAGGUGAAGCUGGCAUCUAAUUCCAAAACAACUCAGAUUGAGACCUCGGCCACCAAAGCUGUUUUCUCAGACCUUACUCCUGGAACCAUAUACACUCUGAUUAUUGAGUACUUAUCCUGCUACAUCAAGAAAAGCAUUUCAAGAGACAUAAUCACUGCUGGAAAGGUCUAUGAAUCUUCCACUCGAAUUCCAGGCAGAGAGUUUUUGUCUGAUUAUUCAAAUCAAUCCAGCAAACUUUACAAAGACUUUGUGGCCAAUUUUACCAUGCAGGUUGAAAACAAUCUCCCAAAAGCAUACCAGGACCUUACCAAGGCUAAAGAAAUGGUGGUGGUUGUGACAGGUGUUCACAGAGGAAGUGUGAUCGUUGACUUUGAUCUGGUCACUGCUCUGGAGGUUAAACUGUCAACCUCUGACGUGCAGAACAGUGUCAUUAAUGCGCUGAAAUUAUCUGAACUCGGAGUAGAUCUGAAUUUCACCUCAGUCAAAGAGGCAGAUGUCUGCCAACGAGGCGAUUACACAUGCUCAAAAAAUGCCAACUGUGUCAGAGAGGGACCCUCACAUUCAUGUGAAUGUAAGGCAGGAUUCUACGACGAAAACCCAACCGUACCGGGUACUGACUGCAAGAGAAAUAUCUCUCCAGGUGCAGAUCCAUGUAAAGGCUUGUGUUCAUCAUGUGCUCAGUGUGUGGUUGGUCCUGGAGGCAGCCAUGAAUGUAGCUGCUAUCCUGGUUUGAUAGAUCAGAAUCCUGAUAAUCCUGGGAAGCUAUGCAAAGAUCCUGUCGACUGUUUUGAUCAAGAAAAGGACAUUUGCUCAUCCCAAAAUCUAUGUCUUCCAUCCAAGUUUCUCUGCUCAUUGAGGAAGGUUUUCAAAUUAACAGCAGAAUUCAACUCUUGGAUCUUCAACUCCUCUCUGCACGACCCAGGGAGCGAUGCUUGGGCAUAUGCCUCUACAAAGAUCAUAAAAACUGUUGUCCCCAGAAUGCGGUUUGUUCUGUCAGAUUCAUCCUUUGACAUGACAGUGGUGGGCUUCCAGAGAGGUAGUGUGGUGGUCAGGAUGAUGUGCGGUUAUAAUGGGAAUACUACCGCUGAUGAAAGAACUCUCCAGGCUGCUCUGCAAGACACAUUCCGCAAACACUUGGACAACUCCGCCAUAGCUACCUUGAAAAGAGUUUCCCAGAUAUCAAUGGCCCCAGGAACAGGCUGGGAAGUGGCGACAAUAGUCCUGGGAGUUCUGCUGGGCUUCACUUUGACAGUCGUGGUUGUUGUUCUGAUCAUCACCAUAGCGAGGAGAGCAGCUAGCAAGCUGACCUCAUAUAACAUCGAGCAAACAAAGCACAACAGACAAGUGGUGUCCGAUGACUACUUAGAAGGACAUUGUUCUUAUCAGGUGUAGUUCAGGGAUUCUUAAAAAGAUGAGAUAAUCAAAACUUUUUUUCACAAAUAUAUUUGAUAAUAUUAACAGAAGUAUCAGCUAUCACACCAUGUAAAGGAACAACCUCCUAAUACUUUAAGUGUUUCAUAAAAUGCAACUAACUCAACUCCGUCAGACACAAUAAAAGGCAUUCCAUUUUUACAUUUAGUGUUGAACAAGUGUUUAAUAAAGGCCGUGAUUGUUUAAUUGUAACAUUAGAUUAUUCAAAAAUUGUAAUACAAAUCUCCAAACGUCUUAAUUGUUUUAUUUUAUAGUGCUAUAUAAUGCACUAGGGCUAAUUUCGGGUUUGCAUGUUUUUUUGUUAUUUUUUUUGCAUGUUUUUCUAGAUUCAGAACAUAAAACAACAUUUAGAAAGCUAACAUUAUCCCUAGGAUCUACCACAGCAAAUACAUCAGUAGUUUAAGCAUAUUUUGCAACAAGGUUAAAAUAUUUUUUCUAAAUAUUGACUAAAAGAUCGAUCUUAUUAAAGGGUUAGUCAUCAGUGAGGUGAUAAGGCACUGAUGGAGUUAACAACGGACACUCAAAGCAGACAUAUUUGUGCCUCUACAAAUAAAUGUUUAGUACAAGCAUUUGUAAAAUAUAGAAAAUUAUUUAUUUGAAAACAAUAAAAAUAUAACUGUUAUAUCAGAUCUUUCAGCACUCUGAAGGGGUUGACUUUAGAGUUAAUGUUUUAUAGAGUUGACAUUUCUUAUUUUUGUUCUUCAUUCAAGUGAUAUACAAGUUUUUCCUCAGUUGCCUUAAGGCUCUAAAACCUAAUUAUAUCAUGUCCUAUCUUAAUCUAUCAGACAGAUGGAGUCAACAGUUUAUGGUUGUGACAAUGGUGAUUUCAAUACUGUUUGUUUAAAUCAGAAGUAGAGAACUUUACAGAUCAUGAGUUGUCUUGUUGCAUUACAUGUAAUGAGGACAUGAAGAAUGGGGUCCUUAUGGUGUAACUGACUCAGCUCAUUUCUGAUUCUUUUAGGAUUUUAGACAAAUCUCCGGACACAAUUUUUAGAAAUCCUAGUUUUGAAAGAAAUAGUCUUUAAAGUCAGAGAGGGCCAUUGGAAGAAACUACAUGCAAUCUUUUUUCAGUUAGUAUUUAUUAUUGCCAGGUUUUUUUUAAUUGUAGAGUUUGACAUUUAGAUUCUUUGCUCUGGACAAGGGCAUUUCUGAGCAUAGAGCUGGCAUGUAUAUGAACCAUAUUUAAAAUAUUUGGACAAUUCAAAAAGCAAAUAUUUGCCCUUGUAAAAUUCCACUUAAUGUAUUUUUUAAGCUCAAAUAAUGCAACAAAAUAAAAUGUAAAAUAAAAUGUAAAUUAUAAAAAUACAGGUUCCCUGUAGAAAAAGGAUUGUCCCGACUUUCAAGAAUCCCGGUUAAGAUUUGUCACUCAUGAAAACAGGGAUUACAAUGUAUGGAUCUGGAGAAAACAUAAGCACUUUAUGACAUAUGCUGAUGAAAAUGAAUAUGAUUUAAUGUAAUUUACUAUUGCAAUAUGAACUAAAUAUAUUGUUUUUUACAAGUGACAUGAGAUCUAAAGUGUUAUUGUGUACAUAUGCAAUUUCACUGAGUGCAUAAUGGCCUCUAUCUUAUUGCAGUGGAAAAGAGUACUGAAGCAAUCCACUAGAGGCCACAGUUGUCUGAGAAUUGAAUAUACAGUGCCUUCAGAAAGUAUUCAAAACCAAUGACUUUUUCAAUAUUUUGUUACGCUACAGCCUUAUUCUAAAAUGAAUUAAAUAAAAUAAAAUCUGCAGCAUUGAAGGUCCCCAAGAACACAUUGGCCUCCAUUCUUCUUAAAUGUAAGAAGUUUGGAACCAUAAAGACUCGUCCUAGAGCUGGCCACCCGGCCAAACUGAGCAAUCGGGGGAGAUGGGCCUUGGUCAGGGAGGUGACCAAAAACCCGAUGGACACUCUGACAGAGCUCUAGAUUUCCUCUGUGUAGCUGGGAGAACCUUCCAGAAGGACAACCAUCUCUGCAGCACUUCCCCAAUCAGGCCUUUAUGGUAGAAUGGCCAGACUGAAGCCACUCCUGAGUACAAGGCACAUGACAGCCCGCUUGGAGUUUGCCAAAAGGCAACUAAAGACUUUCAGACCAUGAGAAACAAGAUUCUCUGGUCUGAUGAAACCAAGAUGCCAAGCGUCGUGUCUGGAGGACACCUGGCACCACCCCUACGGUGAAAUAUGGUGGUGGCAGCAUCAUGCUGUGAGGAUGUUUUUUGGUGACAGGGACUGGGAGAAUAGUCAGGAUCGAGGGAAAGAUGAACGGAGCAAAGUAUAGGGAGAUCCUUGAUGAAAACCUGCUCCAGAUUGCUCAGGACCAUAGACUGGGGUGAAGGUUCACCUUCCAACAGGACAACAAUCCUAAGCACACAGCCAAGACCAUGCGGGACAAGUCUCUGAAUGCCCUCGAUUGGCCCAGCCAGAGCCUGGACUUGAACCCAUUCAAUAAUCUCAGGAGAGACCUGAAAUAGCUGUGUAGCGAUGCUCCCCAUCCAACCUGACAGGGCUUGAGAGGAUCUGCGGAGAAGAAUGGGAGAAACUCCCCAAUUUACAGGUAUGCCAACCUUGUAACAUCAUACCCAAGAUGACCCAAUGCUGUAAUCUCUGCUAAAGGUGCUUCAACAAAGUACUGAGUAAAGGGUCUGAAAACUAUCUGAAGGCACUGUAGUACCAUCAAGUCACCUGCUUCAGAGUGUGAGUGCAAUGCCAUGAACCCAUAAUGGGCUCAUUUGAAGUUUGUUUGCAGUCUUAUUAUUUGUUAUAUUACUAAUCAGUAUGAUU
This is a messenger RNA of Oncorhynchus masou masou (cherry salmon), 16164 nucleotides long. Its product is annotated as serine-rich adhesin for platelets-like. The transcript has 19 exons. NCBI's taxonomy places the organism in Eukaryota, Metazoa, Chordata, Actinopteri, Salmoniformes, Salmonidae. Bases 1 to 13368 code for a protein of 4455 amino acids. Gene Ontology annotation, molecular function: protein binding. The record is from RefSeq and is a predicted model, not a curated record.